This is a messenger RNA of Acanthosepion pharaonis, 738 nucleotides long. Lineage: Eukaryota; Metazoa; Mollusca; Cephalopoda; Sepiida; Sepiidae. The record is from the annotation of a GenBank genome assembly.
AUGUCAGCAGAAAUCACUCACCACCCGCUCCCUUGCUCAUAUUGCAACAGCCGCGACACAAUCCAUCCACCGCCCCGCCCCGACCCGCCCCUUCUACACCUUCAUUUCUUUUUCUCUGAUGUGCUUCUUCCCUCUCUCCCUAUCUAUCUAUCUAUAUAUAUAUAUAUCAGUUUAUCAUUAUCUCUCUAUCUCAGUCUGUCAUUAUCUAUCUAUCUAACUAUCUAUCUAUCUAUCUAUCUUUCUUUUCCGCUUUCUUUUUCUUUUGAUAUUUCUCUGUUUUUCACUCGCUUUUACACACAACCUCUCUCUCUCUCUCUCUCUUUCUUUCUUUCUUUCACCUCAUUUUCAUUCAGAUAUUCUUUCUUAUUUCGAUUACUCUCUCUCUCUCUCUCUCUCUCUCUCUCUCUCUCUCUCUUUCCCAUUUUCUCCAUUUCUUUCUCCUUUUCUGUUUUACUUCUUAUUUUCAUAUCGAUUUCCUUUCUUACCCUGAUUAUCCCCCUCUCUUUCUUUUUCUCUCUCUCUCUUUCGUUUUCCUAUUAUUUCACCCUCUUUUUUUCAUUCAUUCUUCCCUCCUUUUUCUUAUCCUUUUUUAUUCUUAUCUUUUUUUCUUUCUUUCUUUUCUCUUCUUUUAUGAUUCUCUCUUCAUUUCGUUUCUCCCUUUUCGUCCCUAUGCAAAUGGUACCUUCCCCCUAUGUUCUUCAGUUAUUUAUUCAUCUCCGUCUGUUUCGUUCCCUUUAA